This is a messenger RNA of Theobroma cacao (cacao), 2870 nucleotides long. Its product is annotated as bifunctional dihydrofolate reductase-thymidylate synthase-like. The record is from RefSeq and is a predicted model, not a curated record. Gene Ontology annotation, cellular component: mitochondrion. Lineage: Eukaryota; Viridiplantae; Streptophyta; Magnoliopsida; Malvales; Malvaceae. Gene Ontology annotation, biological process: dihydrofolate metabolic process; tetrahydrofolate biosynthetic process; folic acid metabolic process. Gene Ontology annotation, molecular function: dihydrofolate reductase activity; NADP binding.
AAAAAAAAAGGAAAAGGGAAAAGGGUUUUUCCUUUUCUUUUUGUUGGGUAAGCCCAACGCCCUUAACCCGUAAGCCUUGAGAGGAAGUAAUCCGCAAUAAUCCAGUUGAGGUCGGUGACAUUUUGGGUAAAUAACAACAUUUGACCUGACACCAAGACCGCCGGCGUUCCAGGCAAAAGGCAGAGCAACUAUUACUGUUCCCAGUUCAACUAAACUUCUUGAAUCUCUGCAUAGUAAUAACUCUUUUGAUCUUUUGUUUCUAAGUUUGAAAAUUUCGGAUCUUGGGUCUCUCGUUCUUCUCAAUGUUGAUGCGAAUCUAUGGUCAGAGGAACAUACUUUUCUCUAAGGUUCUUCUGGGUUGUCGCACAUAUACAAAUGGGGUUUCUGAUCUUAUCUCUGGGUCUGCAUCAUUACGAUUUUUAAGGGGUUUCGACGAGUCUGCAAUGCAUGGAUUUUCUUCAAUGCCGGGUGAUAAUUUAAGGAGUCUGCCUAAGAGUGAUUCCCUGAGGAGUUACCAAGUUGUGGUGGCUGCAACUCGUGAAAUGGGGAUUGGAAAAGAUGGGAAGUUACCAUGGAGAUUACCUUCUGAUCUCAAAUUCUUCAAGGAGCUUACAAUGACAACAUCAGAUCCUGAGAAGAAGAACGCUGUUGUAAUGGGUAGAAAAACCUGGGAGAGUAUUCCACUUGAGUAUAGACCUUUACCUGGUCGCCUAAACGUUGUCCUGACUCGUUCCGAGAGUUCUAAGAUUACAACUGGAGAAAAUGUUGUAAUAUGUGGGAGCAUCUCAUCAGCUUUGCAAUUAUUAGCAGAGGUUCCUUACUGUUUAUCAAUAGAGAAGGUGUUUGUCAUCGGAGGUGGCCAGAUAUUCAGGGAAACACUUAAUGCUCCAGGUUGUGAAGCCAUCCACAUUACUGAAAUUGAUACAAGCAUUGAAUGCGAUACCUUCAUUCCAGCUAUUGAUUUGUCUUGUUUCCGGCGGUGGUACUCAUCCAAGCCAUUAGUAGAAAAUGGUAUCCGGUUUUCUUUUAAAACCUAUGUUCGUGUGGGAACUGCGGCAACUUUGUCUCCUUUAACUAGUGAAGUUAAGUCUUGUGGGGAUUUAAAUUCUAACGAUUUUGAUGUAAAAAACUCUACUUUCUUGCCAAGGAUGAUUCUUGAGAGGCAUGAUGACUAAAUAUACCUGAGACUCAGCAAGAAAUCAUCUCAAGUGGUCUGACCGGAGAGAUCAAAAUUCAGUUGCCCAGAUUUUGAGGAUCAAAAAGCAGAAGAAAGACAUAUAUUCAUUAUUGCAUCUGUGAUGCAUAUCAGAAGCUAGAAAGGAACAUAGGGUUUAGAAUGGUUGUAAAGGGAAAAGAGAUUCACUGCCCUUUUUUUUAAGCAUUGAAAUUUCUUUCUUUGUUUUUCCUGAGGUACUGAUAUAUAUGCACAAUACUUUGUACACAAUUUUGCUGCUAUGAAUUCUGUUACUUUUCAUAUUAGAUACCCCAAUUUGAAUGACAAGACAUUGGUUUGAUGCUGUAAAAUGGUUCUGACAUGAUGGCUUCUAACUUAAGGAAAAUUGCAGGAACUCCCCAGAACUUUGUUCAAUGUUUAAACAUCCCAGCUUUUGCCUAAACUUUGUUCAAUGUUCUAACUUUCCUGCAGCAUCUCAGCUUUUGCUCUGUCAUGUAGGAAUUUGAUAAGGCCUUGAAGAGAAACAUCUUGAUCUUCACUCUUCAUCAGCUCUCCUGCAACUGCAGCUGGUGUUGCCUGAACCUUCUCUAACAACCCCUUGAUUUCCUCAAAAAGUGGAUGAUGUUGAAUUUGCAAAUAAUUAGAAGCAAGUGCCCUGAAACCGCUAAAUGUGCAAUAAGUCAUAUGGAGAUGCAUGUCCAUGCGUCCUGGUCUGAGCAGCACUGGAUCAAGACUGUCCUUGUGAUUGGUUGUGAACACUAUUAUCCGCUCAUCUCCACAACUUGACCACAAUCCAUCAAGAAGUUCAGUAGACCCGAGAGAGUAACCUAAUGUAUGGCAGGUAUGAACCCAGCACCAUCUCCCUAUGCUUCUUAUGGAAACUCAGCUCGAAGUAUUCUUCUUGUCAGAAACUGACUUAUAAUUCAGUGAAGAAAACAGUACCCACUUCAACUUCACACCAUUGUAUACAUCAACCAGUUCUUGAUUCUUAUUGUUAGUCACUUGCAAUCCUGUCUCUUUCUCGGCCUUGUUAGCCUUAACCCUUUGGCUCGACGAUGACAACUUCUCACCCAAGUAAAGGUUAGCGGCAUGGAAGAUCUUGGUUAGCAGUGAGCCCAUCAGACUCUUCAAUGUCAACCGUGAGGUGAGAGGAGAAAGAGGAGGAGAUCUUUCGAAGACGAGAAAAGAAGUGAUCCUUGAUGGAAUCUGGGAUGAAAUCAUUGGCAAUGGUUCGUAGGAGAAUGGCUGAGGCGGUGAGAGAGGCAGCUGAUGAGAGAAUAGCUUCGUACGAAGGCAUUGUCUUGAUGGAAACGCACAUCUCUAUUUCUUUCUAGUAGAGUAUUCUCAGGGUUUUAGGGAGGUUUUCUGAAUUAUACACGGGCUUCGGAACCAGAAUUCUCUCGGCUUUGGAGUCAUGGACCAAGCGUCACACAACUGGCCGCCUUUCCAGGAUAUUGAAAGGAGCCCACAAAAUCAAAGGCCCAUAUAUUGGGUAGCCCAACAAUCGGCCCACAAAGCAUUUACCUUGAAAGCCCUGCCGUGGGUAACUUUACACUCUGAGACCAUGUCAGUAACAUCAAACUUUUUCAAGUAAUUUUUUUAAUCGAAAUUCCUUAAAAUGUAGUUAGACAGUUUCCGGGAUAAAGGACUUUGGUGUCUUAUUCAUAAUUUUAUUUUAUAAAAUUUUCAAUUAAUU